AUGGCGAAUUUUUUUGAAUUUAGUGGUGAUCCUAAUUUUGAACGUAUUGGAAGACGGGUAUCAGUACCGGAUAAUGACAUAGCUAGAUGUAUGUACUAUUUAAGCUGUGUCUUUACAGCUAUUGAAUAUGAUGAUAAUGAUAUGGAUCGAUAUAGUGAUUAUAAAAACUAUUGGAGUCUAUCAGAAAAUGAACAGCGAUAUGUAUUUCUCUUGUGUAUAGCAUUAAGUCCUGAUGAAUUUGAAGACAAAGUCUUUUUUGAAAAUGAUGCUCUAACUGGACCUGGGUCAGGUAAUGAAUUUUAUGAAAUAAGUCAAGUUCGUUUUCAAUUGAUGGCUGUCAAUGCAAUUGUUAUUGCUGGACAACGAAGACAAGUUAAAAGAAUAAUGACAUAUAAAAGAUCAUGGAUGCAAGCAAAUUAUUAUGGACCCAUGCAACGUCUAACUUAUCAAUACAAUCUACAACGACGACGACAAGCUGUUGAAGAAGCAUUACGUCAACAAAUUCAAUCUGGUGCAUGUAUUAUAUCAUAA
Molecule: messenger RNA, 531 nt
Organism: Rotaria sordida
Lineage: Eukaryota; Metazoa; Rotifera; Eurotatoria; Philodinida; Philodinidae
Source: the annotation of a GenBank genome assembly